UCCCAUGUGCAUCAACGACUGUGGGCUUUUCGGUGGGUUCAAAUACAACGAUUUAGGCUGCCAAACAUGUGAUUGUAAUGAACCUGUUCCAAUUGUUGAUCCCGUGCCUUGUCCUCCAGUCAAUUGUGAUGCUAAGUUUUGCAAGAAAGUUCAGCACCCUGACCUGCCAAAUUGUUUUGUCUGUGAAUGCUACCCUCCGCCUCCCGAUACUGCCUGUAGAGACAUCCCCUGCACGCAUGAUUGUAAAGACAGAGGAGGAUUCAAAUGGACCUCAUCCGGGUGCCCAACAUGUGAAUGCAACGAUUGCCCGACCGUCACAUGCACCAGCCCAUGUUCAUCGGGAUUCAAAAUAGACGAGAACGGUUGUUUUUUGCCUACGUGCGAAUGUUACGUCCCAGAAUGUCCGAUGUUCCGGUGCCCCAAUGACUGCUCUAAUGGCUAUAAGAAGGACCAUUACGGCUGUAUGAGUCCGACUUGUGAGUGCAACCCCUCAUGUCAGACUGUAAGAUGGAAAAAUAAGUGUAAAGGCAGACUUAGGGA
This is a messenger RNA of Owenia fusiformis, 540 nucleotides long. The record is from the annotation of a GenBank genome assembly. NCBI's taxonomy places the organism in Eukaryota, Metazoa, Annelida, Polychaeta, Sabellida, Oweniidae.